This is a messenger RNA of Diaporthe amygdali, 810 nucleotides long. RefSeq lists its product as uncharacterized. Gene Ontology annotation, molecular function: DNA binding. The transcript has 3 exons. The coding region runs from base 1 to 810 and encodes 269 amino acids. The record is from RefSeq and is a predicted model, not a curated record. NCBI's taxonomy places the organism in Eukaryota, Fungi, Ascomycota, Sordariomycetes, Diaporthales, Diaporthaceae. Gene Ontology annotation, cellular component: nucleus; DNA replication factor A complex; chromosome, telomeric region. Gene Ontology annotation, biological process: double-strand break repair via homologous recombination; nucleotide-excision repair; DNA replication.
AUGACUUCAUACACAUCUUACGGUGCCAAAGGCGGCGACACUGACGGCGGUUUCGUCUAUGGCGGCUCACAGCCAGGCAGCCAAGGAGGACAAGGCGGCGCAAAGGGUUUCUCCGACGAGUCCCUCCGCCCUGUGACGAUCAAGCAGCUCGUCGACCUCGAAGAAGCAUACCCGGGUGCCGACUUCUCCAUCGACGGCCACCCCAUCACCCAGGUCACCAUCGUCGGCCAGGUACGCCAGGUCAACCCCCAGUCCACCAACAUAACCUACCGCCUCGACGACGGCACCGGCGUCAUCGACGUCAAGAAGUGGGUCGACGCCGACAAGCAGGAGGACCUGGAGCCCAAGUACCAGCUCGACCAGUACGUCCGCGUCUGGGGCCGCCUCAAGACCUUCAGCGGGAAGCGCCACGUCGGCGCCCACUUCAUCCGCGCAGUCGACGACUUCAACGAGGUCAACUACCACCUCCUCGAGUCCACCUACGUGCACCUGUACCUGACCAAGGGCGACCUGGGCGCCGCCAACGGGGACGGCAACGCCGGAAAUGGUGAUAGCAUGUUCGUCGACUCAUACGGCGCGAACGGCGGUGGCGAGAACGCCGCGAAGCUUGGUGCUUGCGGGCCCAGCGCUCAGCGCAUGUACAAGUUCCUGUCCGACACGCCCGGCAGCGAGGGUGCGCACCUCAACCUCAUCACAAGCAGCACUGGCAUGACGACACGGGAGGUCCUGGGGGCAUCAGACGAGUUGCUAGGGCAGGGUCUUGUAUACACGACGGUCGAUGACGAGACGUGGGCAAUACUUGAGUACUAA